UGUACCGGUGUAGUGGUCGCUGUUGUUUAGUUAUAUGUUAAAUGUUUCUAGGCCAGCAAUCCACAAAUUCUAUAACAGAUCGGUACCAAAUGUUAAGUCCACCAAACACGUGGUUAUAGUUUGGCAGACGUCAAAAUAAAGGCCUGACUGACUCUUUUAUUCUCAGACGUAUAUAUGACGCAUCUAAAGUUUAUAAGCUGCAUCAUAUAUAAUAAAACUACGGAUAAUAUGUGAGAACACAAAACCUAUAGGUAAUAAGUUUGUGGGUUUUUUCUACAAGUCCAAAGAAUUGAUUUUGAAUUUUAACUUAAUUCUUUUACCUGGAGACAAUGGAUAGACACACUGGAAAUGGAUACGUAGGUGUUAUCAAGAGCCACGCUGUGAUUUAUUCGUGGAUCUGUUAUUUAUUGCUCUGUUAUGUCAUCCCGUCCUUUUCUUGUUUCAAUAUCGACAUAGAGCAUCCCGUUAUCUUUCAAGGACCACCUGGAAGUCUUUUUGGAUAUUCCGUAGGGAUUGUACCAACUUCUGAUUCCGCUUGGAUUUUAGUUGGUGCUCCUCAAGCUAAUGAUUCCAAUCUUGCUGAGAUUAAAAGACCUGGUGCCUUAUAUAAAUGUUCUACAGAAUAUACAAAUCACUGUGAAAUAGUUGAAAUACAUUCACAAGGUAAUAUAAAACAGACAGUACAGAAAUGGAAGAAUAUAACAUUGCAUCAUAGUAAACAAGAUCAAUGGCUUGGAGCAUCUUUAGAUGUUAAUAUUGAUGGUGAUGAUAGUGUAGUGGUGUGUGCACCAAGAUGGCGGGAUAGAGAGUACUAUGUACAAGGCCACGAAUUUAUGAAUGGAUUAUGUUAUGAGUCUAACAGUGAUUUAAAAUUUACAGAAACCAGUGUUUGGCCAGCUUUAGAGUUUUAUAAGAAACAAAUUCAUUCAACGGGAGUAUAUGUUUACGGAAUGGGUACUCUGGGUACUUCGGUUACAUAUUCGAAGGACGGUAGAUAUUUAUUGAUGGGAGCACCUGGUAUAAAUGAUUGGGCAGGUGGUUUUGCUAUUGUCAGUGGUAGAUACGAUGCUCGGCCGAAAAUAGUUCAACCUGAAAGACUACUAUAUAAUAACUCUUAUUUAGGUUACUCAAUAACGACAGCCAGACUGUCUGCUGACGGCAUCUUCACAGUGAUUGGUGGACCAAGGGCAGAUAAUCAAGGCAAGAUUAUGGUUUACAAUGACAAUAAUAGAAUUAUGUUGACAAAAGAUGGAGAGCAGUUCGGCAGUUAUUAUGGAGCAUCUGUUAUAUCAGUUGAUUUAAACGGUGAUUCUUUGGAUGACUUAGUUGUUGGUGCACCAUUGUUUACUGAAUUAUAUGAUGAAGGCAGAGUCUAUGUGUACAUCAACAAAGAAUUUUUCGAUAUGGAACCGACGCCAGCGCCGUUAAAGGGAUCAAACAGUCCGGCUGCGAGAUUUGGCACGACUCUAGCAAAUAUCAAAGACUUAAACAACGAUGGGUUUGAAGAUAUAGCUGUGGGUGCUCCAUUUGAAGAAACUAGUGGAGUUGUGUAUAUAUAUAAUGGUAAACUAUCUGGCAUACAUCAGGAAUAUUCACAAAGAAUCGUCGGAAGUGACCUCAAACCAUCUUUACUGGGUUUUGGUUGGUCAAUUUCAAGACCACACGAUGUGGAUGGGAACUUUUAUUCUGAUUUUGUAGUAGGCGCCUAUGGUUCUGACAACGCUGUACUUCUGGCAGCACGACCUGUAAUUGACUUACGGUCCCGUCUAGACAUAAAUCCUCGUGUGAUCGACCCUGAUGGUACACCUAAUUGUCUGUAUCGUGGAGCCCCAGCCCAGUGUUUGAAAGCAAUGGCGUGUUUUAUUUAUGAUGGAAAUAAUUUACCUAAAACACAGACGGUCAGUUUUACACUAAGGCUUGACACUCUACCACGACACCGCCAAGAAAGACAGCGUUUGUUUGUUCGAGAUCGUUACGGAGACGAAACGGAAGUGCUGAAAGAUACAAUUAGUUUACGUGUUGGAAGCUGGAAUUGUGGUCAGUCAUACACAGUGUAUACUAAGAAAAGUCGUGAUAUUGUGACACCUCUACAGUUUGAUUUGAACCACACCCUGGCACACGAUAAACUAGCUCCACCCUGCCAUAUCUGCCCAAUCGUCAACCCAUACAGUUUUUCCGAAAUGUCAGCAACGGCACACUUUUGGAAAGACUGUGGAUCUGACGAUGCGUGUGAAGCGGACCUCGUUCUGAGUACCGACGUCAUCUACAAAAACAACGGCAAAUACUUGAUCUUAGACGAAUCACCGUCGUUUGAGGUUCAGGUCGGAUUGUACAACGUUGCCGAAUUAGCCUACUUUACGGUUGUCCGAUUCCGAUAUCCUAAAGACGUUCGUUACGGUAGGGUCAAGACAAUUGUUGGGAAUUCGGAAAUUAUUUGUCUGUCGAAAAAGGACAACCUUGACAACAGUACCGAUAUGAUGGAAUGCGAUAUUUCGCAUCCAUUACGAAGCAGAGAGGAGAUCAUCUUCACCGUCCGUUUCAUAACCGAGCAAUAUUCCUUUAACCUUGACGAGUUUAAUAUUACUGUGGAAGCUGAGACAGCCAGUACUGACCUAAACCUGAGAAAUAACCAGAAAUUGGCAACAAUACAAGCUCGUGUUGAAGCAUCACUAAGCUUAACUGGAGCCGCCAUUCCAGCUCAACUACAGCUUGAUAAGAAGGUAGAAGACGAUGAAGGUGAUUGGUUAGAAAUGAAGCAAGUAUUUGAUGUUAGAAAUCACGGACCUAGUCCCUUCCCCCAUGGCUUUCUGAUUCUUCUGGCACCAAAUUCACAAUAUAUUUCUGUUAAAGACGUACAGAUAAGAUCGGAAGAUGAAGAAUACAGUAUUGGAACAGGUUGUACUAUGGUAUGGACGCCAUCGAUCGACAAACCACGGGCAUCGUUUAAACUUACUAAAUAUUCCUCUAAUGAUGACCAGACGGAUUAUGUAAAAGAACGAGAACUGAUUUGUUCCCCAGAAGAAUGUCUUAAUAUCACGUGCUAUAUUGAUACACUGGGAAAAAAUAAUGGCGUCUAUUUGACAAUUACUUUCGAAUUAAAAAAAUCCAUCAUGCAAGAUUUAAAGGUUCAAGAACAACUUCGAUUUAUUUCAUCAGUGACAUUAUUAGAACCAGAUUUUCCAACAUAUAUAUCCUUAACACAAAAUAAUGUUUUAAAUGCUACAACAUUUAUUUUACCGGUUAAAAUAAUACGGAAACCAUUUCAAAUCUGGAUUUUAGCUGUGAGUAUUGUAAGUGGGCUGCUGUUGUUAUAUUUAGUAGGCCUGUUAUUAUGGAAGUGUGGGUUUUUCCGACGGAAGAAAAAAGAGGAACUUCAAAAAUUGAUAAGAGAAACAGAAACAGAAAGAAUAGCCAAUAUUACGUCACAUCCUGUUAGCGAUGUCAAUGACGUCAUGAUAUUACCAGCGCCAAAUAAUAUUUUCCUGUCCGAUGUGAUGACGUCAGACACAACAACAUUUACACACGAAAAUAACCAUAAUAACCAUUGGAGGUCAACACCGGCUUAUAAUAACGACACAUAUUUACAUCCAAUCGGAUUAAAUAAUGUAACGUGAUUGACACCAAGUGUGAUCUGAGUGUGAUCUGAGAGUAUGGAACGCCAAGCUAGGAUACCCAUAAUUAAUACAUAAUAGGUAUGAUUCAGUUGACUUAAUAUAAAUGUUAAUACGGCGUUCCAUAACCUCGGAUACUAUCACUGAAUCUUGAAAACAAGCAUCCACCAAGUUAUCGUUGUAUUUUGGUGAAUUCCAGGAUCAGUUUGAUCUUUGACCCUGUUUGAAUUCAAGGGGAAAUGAAUAAGAAUUAGUGCGGUGAUUAAUGGAGUACAGUACGCCUAAUAUUUCCCACCUGAAUUCGAGCAGGGCCAAACCCUUAUUCUUAUUUUUUAAAAUUAAAUAGCUAUUUAUUAUUACUGAGCUUUAAUCACUGCCAGAUUAAAUAUUUACUGCCAUCGUUUCAGUCUCGACAGCUGGGGGUAAAGACUAUUUUGACUGACACCAAAACUAGUUGAAAUCUUACUGCAAUGGGUUUUGGUUGACUGUACAUAGAAACAUAUAUUUUGUAAUUAUACAUUUUCUCGGUGUCAUAUAUUAAGGCAUACAUCGGAUACUGUCUUAGUAGAGCGAUAGAGAGAGAGAGCGAGGGAGAGAGAGAGGGAGAGCGAGAGAGAGAGAGCGAGAGAGCGAGCUACUAAUCCCAGUCAAGAUCAGUUACACAAUGAAUAAAGUUUAGUGUAAUGUACAUAAUAUUUCGUUAUUUGGGGCAUUAUACUCACAAAAACUGAUAUCUCUUAAAAUCUCGAUAUCUGCGUGGAAUCAGUUUCUAGUUUCAAGCACAAUUAGGCCACCUCUGUUGAUCUUGUACGAAGUGGAUAUAUUAUGGCUACAUUUAAAUAAUUUAAAACUUUAGAUCCACAGAUAGAGCCAGUGUAGAGUUAUAACCGACUGUGUGUUCAGCUGUAAGCCAAUGACCAAACUAAAAUUAGUUAACAAACUAACUCAUACAGAUCUUCUCUCAUCUCUAAACACAAACGAAUACUUUAUUUUAGGUACGUUUAGGUAUAAAAGUCUGAGUAUGUAUGAAAUUUAAACGCCAAAAUAUAGAGGAAUGGUGUAUUUACCUUAUCUCAAAAUUUCAGCUUAGAAAUUUCAGAAAUUCACACAGCUACCAUAUUUUUGUUGUUGUUUAGUAUUUAAGUGACUUUGAAUUUGAAAUCUAUGUCAGAAUUAUGGCUCCAUGUAGUCUAUUGUUUUUUUUAUACAAAAACCCACUUGUUUCGUUUUGAUAAUUAAUUAAUGUAGCUAUAGUUUUUUUGGAGCUUGUACAUUCAGUUAUGUGUUUACACUUAAAGUCAUUUCAUGUUAAAUUAUGUUUUCAUGUUAUUUUCAAAUAAACAUCUAAUACUUUAUUUUUACUUUUCCUAAAGUUACAUUAUCGCUUUUUGGGGUCCCCAAAGAGGUCUAGGUAGGGUUAUGUACUAUCUUAGCCUUGCUCUCUUAUAGGGCUUAACCCACUCGAGAAAGCACUCUGAAUGUUAUAGGAUAGGGCUUCGAAAUGAGUUUCCUUGCAUCCAUUAAAUGAGUUUCUUUGCAUAAAGAAAUAAUAUGGGGCUUAAAAAAUAGGUCAGUGGUGGGCAUUUUGAUAGAGUUAAGUUUAAUAUGAUAUUAUUUUUUAAAAUGUCAUGAUGAGGAAAUGAUAAUGCCACUUUAAAAUGUAUAAAAUAGAGAAAUGACCAUUUUUGUUCGUUUUUUCUUGACUUCUUUAUUUUGCAAUGUGUUUAAAUUAUCAUGUAUAUUGUUGAUUUUUUAAAUGAUUAUUCUUUUGAUGACACAAUUAUAUCUUAAGAUCGUGACAUAUGGAAUGUCUCAUUACGUCCAUAUUGUUGCGAGAACAAGCCUAUUUAAACGUAUAUAAUACUAUGUAUUACGCUUUGUUCUUGAUGCUGAAAUACAAAUAAAUUGUUCUUCUUAACAUGU
Patella vulgata (common limpet) is the source of this 5534-nucleotide messenger RNA. RefSeq names its product integrin alpha-4. The record is from RefSeq and is a predicted model, not a curated record. Gene Ontology annotation, molecular function: integrin binding. Bases 330 to 3614 code for a protein of 1094 amino acids. Gene Ontology annotation, biological process: integrin-mediated signaling pathway; cell adhesion mediated by integrin; cell-cell adhesion. The transcript is spliced from 21 exons. Gene Ontology annotation, cellular component: integrin complex; external side of plasma membrane. NCBI's taxonomy places the organism in Eukaryota, Metazoa, Mollusca, Gastropoda, Patellidae.